AUGAGAAAUUCAUUUAACUCGGGUUUAGAUGGUAAUACGAUGAUUAUUUGGUCGCCUCUUAAUUCAUUCGAAUUUACAAUACCAACUAAUCAGAAAGACUAAUGUAUACUAAAAGAACAUACAAAUUUUAUCCUAUGUUUACAUAUACUUACUCCAUCAGAGACCUCAUUUUUAGUGGAUCUUAUGAUAGGAAGAUAAAAUUUUGGUCUCUUUCAUCAACAAAGCUUUCUUUACCAUGGAAAUGUUCAUAGACUAUUGAAGAACAGAGAGUUAAAAUUUUUGGAUUAUCAAUUAAUCAAGAAGGUAAUAGAU
This is a messenger RNA of Paramecium primaurelia, 312 nucleotides long. NCBI's taxonomy places the organism in Eukaryota, Ciliophora, Oligohymenophorea, Peniculida, Parameciidae. The record is from the annotation of a GenBank genome assembly.